This is a messenger RNA of Cladocopium goreaui, 3163 nucleotides long. The record is from the annotation of a GenBank genome assembly. NCBI's taxonomy places the organism in Eukaryota, Dinophyceae, Suessiales, Symbiodiniaceae.
AUGGUGAUUGCCAAAAUGGCUCACCACUGGGGUGCCACACAACCCGCAAAGCCGGGUGGUUCAAAGCGUUUGCAUUUGUCUGCAGAUACAAGAUCGGUGGUCUCGGAGUUGGAUAUGCGCCCUACCCACGGAUUGGGUAAGCAGAUGGCAGGCCCUUCCGCACACCAUUGGCCGGGUGUGGGGCGCAUGCCGGGGUGCCUUGCGGCUCUGCGUGAUCUCAAAGUCCCAGUGGAACAACCCGAGGACGCUGCAGAGCCAGGUGAUUUGAUCCAACGACUGCUAGAACCAACGACAAAUGCAGCCGAGACCACUGCAGAAACAGAUGCAGGGCGGCUCAAGAUGCUACAUGUGACCUCAGCAGUGUCAGGUGAAUCAAUUACUACUCUGACACUGGAUGACUUGGAGGUUCAAUGCACCCGCGCCCUAAAACAGCGCUUGGCCGAGCUGACUGGGCUUCCUCGGUUUCGGCAACGACUUUUGCGGGCCGAUCACAGCGAGUGCUUGGAUGAGGAGCCCUUGGUGGCUGGUGAAUUGCAGCUGGUCUUCCUGCAGUUCUUAGCCCAGGAUGAUGUGGAAACCAUGAAAUUGCUGGAUGCAUGCCAGCAAAAUGAUGUUUCUACUGUUGAGUUCUUUCUGCUGUGCCCCCGCAAGCCACAGGACGGUGACAACUUCGCUGAAGGUGCCUUGCACCUGGCGGCAAGCUCCGGCAGUGUAGGAUGUGAUGGUGAAACCCCUUUGCGACUGGCUGUUAAGUGCGGCGAUUCCGACAUGGUUCGCUUCUUGAUUGAGUCUGGGGCGGACCAAAAGGCCAUUGGCCCUGACGGUGCAACCCCUUUGCAUCUGGCCGUCAGAUUUGGCUGCACUGAAGUGGUUAGCUUUCUCCUUGAGUCAGUCCCUGGCAACGGGUCCAGGGAUGAGAGCCUGUUGCAGGUUGCAGCUCGUCGGCGCCGUUCCAAAGUGGUGGCUUUUCUGGAGAAAUGUCCCAGCUUGAAGAGAAGGCUCAGAAUAUCAAAGGCUCUCUCCGCUCCCAGAUGUAGCAAGUCUGUCACUGCACAGUUGGGCCUGGGCAUUCGCCAGCCCCAUGCGAAAAAAUGGAACGCGGCUCCAGCAUGGUUUGAAGAUUGGUGUGAGACUCUGUGCGAAGAUGUGGAUGUCAUUGCCGAAGCCAUUGACGAGGCUCCUAAGACAGAUGGAGCGGAAGGCACAGAACCGGCUGGCAAUGAGGCAAAUGAACUUCAAGCUGGUGGUGGCGGAGACGAACCUAUGCAGGAGGAGCCGAAACCAAAAGAUGAAGAGCAGGAUCCUGCGGUGCCCUUCACACAGAUGAGCAUCAAACAGCUCAAGCACUUCCUCCAUCGCCGCGGGGUGCGCAUGCCGCAAAGCAUCGCGGAGAAGGGGGACUUGGUUGCCCUCGUGGAGGAGUCCAAGGAUCUCCCUGUCCGUAGCGAGGAGGAGCUGCAGCGCGCCGCGAAGGCGGCGGCGCAGGCGGCGGAGGCAGCGAAAAAGGCGGAGGAGGAGAAGAGCAAAGCGGAGGAGAAGAAGGAGGACUCGACCACUCAGAUGCCAUGGCAAACUGCUGGAGGUUGUACCCCACAAUGGGGCAUGGGCAAUGGCAUGGGCAAUGGCAUGGGCAAUGGCAUGGGCAAUGGCAUGGGCUGCGGCAUGCCCACCAUGCCCACCAUGCCCACGAUGCCCACGAUGCCCACCAUGCCCACUAUGCCCACUAUGCCCAACAUGGCAUACCCUGCGGCCGGUCCGCUGCCCCGACCGCCGAAGUUUGGGGGUGUGUGGCCCAUGGGUGCCUGGCCCGGCCCGACGGCCCCCCAUGGGGCCCCUCAGCCACCAGCUGCGCCGCAGCCGCCAAAGAGCCGGCCACCCAUUGUUUGGCCACCGAAGACGCGAGAAGAAGCGCUGACCUUCCAAGGCAAUCGGCUCAUGGGAGUCAGGCUCCAGCCGGGUGUGCUCCAGAAUCUCACCCGCUUCUGCAAGUACCAUAAUCUCCUGCCAGAGGCGGAGACAUGCCUCAAAAUGCUGGGCGCUGCGCUUCAGGCCUUCAUGUCGGAUGGGCAUGUUCGUGAGACCUUGGAGAAAGCUUCGGAUCCGCAUCAGACUUUGGUGGAGGAGGUGCAGAAGCGCGACCCAGCUGCAGCCACUUUGAUGAGGCUGAUUCUACCUGCACCAAAGCCUGCAUGUACGACCUCCAAGGCCGCCCCCGAGAAGCCAAAAUCGGUGUCACCCUUGCCCCCAAAGCCACGAGAGCUCCGGCCGGGCUUCUCGUCACCGGUCAAACGGACCUCCCCAUACCGCUCGUCGCUGUCGCUUCGCUCCCGGCCGCGGGAGAGCAGUCGUCGCCACAGGCAUCGGCGCCACUCAGACCGGCGGCGGUCCAGAUCAAGGCGGGCGCGGCACUCCUCGCGGCGCUCGCGGUCGCGGCGACGCUCACGCUCGCGGUCUCGCCAUCGAGAAGCCCCACGCCUUCGAUCGGUGAAACGAAGCCCUGUGGCAAAGAAGGAUGCAAGCUCUUCGCCUUCACCCUCCUCGGACCGCGGGGUCUGGCGUGCUCCAGAUCCAGUGUCUGUACAACCCAAGGCCAUGCCAAAGACUGCCUCGGCCCCACCGAAGCCGGCCCCACCAAAGCCGGCCCCACCGAAGCCGGCCCCACCGAAGCCGGCCCCACCGCCAAAGCCGGCGCCGCCACCGAAGCCGGCGCCGCCAGAGAAGAAGCCACCGGCCCGGCCGGCCUCGGCCGCACCGGCCUCUGCCGCGCCCCGCACGCCGCCCAAGAAGGGCGGAGCGCCGAGCGCGAAACCCAGCGCCGCACCAAGUGUUAAGCCAAAUACCAGCAGGCCGCCCGAACCCGCCGCGCCCCCGGCCGCGGCUCCGGAGCGGCCCAACGUCAUUGACACCGAAGACGAGGUCAAGGCCUGGCUUCGGGGCUUGGACUCGGGCCGCGGAGCGCUGGUGUCCUACGGUCCUGUCAUUCUGGAGCAGUUUGGCAGUUUGGCUCCGCUCUCCGCCUGUGUCCUCGGUAAGGAAGGCUCUGCGAUGAGCCGCAUUGAGCCCUCCUUAUGGGAGGUCCUCAACGUGAAAUCCUUGGGACACAGGUUGCUACUGGCCAAAGGAAUCAUUGCCCUGUGACUGUGACCUCAUUGCUGCGUCAAAA